Mus pahari (shrew mouse) is the source of this 3069-nucleotide messenger RNA. Its product is annotated as histone H1.3. The coding region runs from base 53 to 718 and encodes 221 amino acids. The record is from RefSeq and is a predicted model, not a curated record. Gene Ontology annotation, cellular component: nucleosome. The transcript has a single exon. Lineage: Eukaryota; Metazoa; Chordata; Mammalia; Rodentia; Muridae. Gene Ontology annotation, molecular function: DNA binding; structural constituent of chromatin. Gene Ontology annotation, biological process: nucleosome assembly.
CCUUCUCUGACUGUUUGUGCUUACUUUCUGCUUAACUAGUAAAGCCUAAAAUAUGUCUGAGACCGCUCCAGCGGCGCCUGCUGCCCCUGCACCUGUGGAGAAGACACCUGUGAAGAAGAAGGCGAAGAAGACCGGCGCCGCUGCUGGGAAGCGCAAGGCGUCCGGACCCCCGGUGUCCGAGCUCAUCACCAAGGCUGUGGCCGCCUCCAAGGAGCGCAGCGGCGUGUCCCUGGCCGCUCUCAAGAAGGCGCUGGCGGCCGCGGGCUACGAUGUGGAGAAGAACAACAGCCGCAUCAAGCUCGGGCUGAAGAGCCUGGUGAACAAGGGCAUCCUGGUGCAGACCAAGGGCACCGGCGCCUCCGGCUCCUUCAAACUCAACAAGAAGGCGGCUUCCGGCGAGGCCAAGCCCAAGGCCAAGAAGGCAGGCGCGGCCAAGGCGAAGAAGCCUGCGGGAGCAGCCAAGAAGCCCAAGAAGGCGACCGGUGCUGCCACACCCAAAAAGGCGGCCAAGAAGACCCCGAAGAAGGCGAAGAAGCCCGCGGCAGCUGCCGGCGCCAAGAAAGUUUCCAAGAGCCCGAAGAAGGUGAAGGCUGCUAAGCCCAAGAAGGCAGCCAAGAGUCCAGCCAAGGCCAAGGCUCCCAAGGCUAAGGCUUCCAAGCCUAAAGCUUCUAAGCCGAAGGCCACCAAGGCAAAGAAGGCUGCCCCUCGCAAGAAGUAGAGUGGCGCGUCCUGCUUUGAAAAUCUCAAACGGCUCUUUUCAGAGCCACCCACAACCUCAUUCAAAAGAGCUGAGCCUUCUGGUUUUCUCCUGGUAUGUCAGCUGACUCUGGCUACGUGGUCUGAAGCAGUUAAAAUUCUGUGCACUCUUGUAGUGGGUACAUUCUGGAGCUUCUGUAAUCCCUAACUUAGCGAUAUAUUGGAUCAUUUUUACCUCUAUUUUGGCUUCUGGCCGGCAGUAUAUGGCUUCUGUUUUUAAUCCCAGAGUUUGGCGGGAAGUCCUUUCUAAUGUCACCUAGGCAUGAUAUAAGGCAAGGCAUAGGGGGUUUCUAGCAAGCUACUCAAUAGUGGCUACAGUCUGGAGCUUCUGAAGUUUUCCUUUCCAAUCCGACUACACACCGUGGUUUUGAGAAUUAACCAAUCAAGCCGUCCUUUCAGUCAUGGCCAUUGCACCAAUCAGAGAUUGUGAUAUUAAGACUUAGGUUUAUGUACCGAGACGCUUUUUUUUUUUCUCUGUCUCCGCCCCUUUCUUCAUCUCAGAGCUCUGGAAUUCUGUCCUAUGAAUUUUUAUUGUGUUUUCCGAGAAAUUGAAAGCGCUCCAAUUUCCCCAAAACUUAGCCACCUUCGGAGUUUUUAGCCACGGAUCACAUUGUCACUAUAAGUGUGGAAGCUUUUUAAAUACCCUGGUGGUUAAGUUUUAGUAAGGAAAUUGAACACCAUUGACAGUUCUGCACAUUCCUUCCUCAUACAUUGUCCUGAGCUUAUCUGUUCUCCCUUUUUUGGUCAGUAGACCAGUAGUAGGCUGAGGACGUGAAAGAAAAACAAUUUUGGAAGGUUUGGUUUGCAGUUUAACUUCUCAAAUUCGGGCAAACAAAACAAAACAAACACAUUAAAAACACAAACCAACACAAACUGUCCUGUAGGAAGCUGAUUCAAAUUUUGUGGAUGUCAUUUCCAUUUCAUUAUUGAAAGUAUUAAGUUUGUGUGUGUGUGUGUGUGUGUGUGUUUGUGUAUAUAUACACACAUAUGUAUGCAUAUACAUUUAUGUUUUUUUGAGAGUGGGGGCUUAGUUUUCUUUCAUCCUGAUGAUUUAAGAAUUCUACAGAUGUUUAAUUGAGCUCCUCAUAAGAAGAAAUUACAUAUCAUUUUAAAAAAAUAUUUUUAUAUUUUUUUGUGUGUGUGUGUGUGUGUGUGUGUGUGUGUGUAAGUGUGUGUGUAGGGUGUAGGUUAGAGGACAACCUGCAACAGUCAGCUCUCUUCUCCUAUGUUGGUUUCAGGUCUGGAGGCAAGCCCCUGUUAUAAGCCAUCAAUUCUGUAUUGUCUACAUUUCAGUCUAGCAUUUAUUUCAUUAGAGAAUAGUGGGCAAAGGAUCUCGUAGCCAAGCCUCAAGAGCUGAGUUCAAUCUGGGGAUCCACGUGUUGGGAGAACACAGGCUCCUAAAAGAUGUUUUUUUCACCUCUUCAGGCCAGUGCUUGUGUAAUUUUCACCCUCCCUUCACAUCUACUCCAGAUAAGGUAAAGCUAUAGUGAUAGGAACUGAAUUACUGAAUUUGAUUUCAUGUAAUUAAAAAAAAAAAAAAAAGGAAAGGAUAGGUAAGUUCCCAUUACAUUUUGAAGUGCCUAUGACAUCAGAAGUGUAUGUGUAACCAGAUGUUUGUAGAAUGCUCUGCAGUUACUGUGCCUUCCAAUGAAGUUCAUGUUAUGAGUGUUCCUUCUGUCUGCUGAUGGAGUUGAUUAUCUGAUGAUGUUAAAGAAUGCCCAAUAAAUACACAGGUAAAAUCUGAUCACACUCACUACUUUUCUCAUCCCCCACACUUUAUGUCCUUAAAGGUCAUUGUCUUAAAAAUGUUUCUUUUUGUGUUUAGCUUUACCACAGCUAUUCUCAUUGACUACACAACAGAAAGGAAAUUUUAGACUGUUGAGCAAGUUUCCAGUGGGAUAAGACCUGAUUUGAAUGCCAGAUGCCAUGUUAAUGGCUUUAGUCCCAGGCAGAUGCAGGCUCAUUUUUCUCUUGUUUCCCUCUACUUUGUUAAUAUAUUUGGCAGAAUUUCCAAAAUCCCAUGACUGAAUUAGAAUAUUGUCUGAUACUGAUUGAAUUUAGAGACUUAAAAUAAAUAUAUUAGCAUGUAGCAGACACAUAUAUUAGAAUGUUUAUGAGCACAUGGGAAUAUUCUUCUGACCUUGAACUCUAUGAUCUGAUUUUUUUUUACCAUCUCCCUUACCUGCUCAAUCAUGCCACUUCAAAUUUGGGGAGUCCAUAAAAUGGAAAAACAUCAGUAUGUGAAAUGUCAAUAUUACUAUUUGUGGAUGGAUUAAAAAAAUAGGAAAUAAGGAAAUAUAAGGAAAAUAAAGA